Molecule: messenger RNA, 3974 nt
Organism: Procambarus clarkii (red swamp crayfish)
Lineage: Eukaryota; Metazoa; Arthropoda; Malacostraca; Decapoda; Cambaridae
Product: endochitinase
Biological process (GO): carbohydrate metabolic process; chitin catabolic process
Cellular component (GO): extracellular region
Molecular function (GO): chitin binding; chitinase activity
Source: RefSeq, a predicted model, not a curated record
AGGGAGGUGGGGGUGGGGGAGGAGUGUUGCUAUAUAUUGCGGGGAGCUGACUGAGGUAGUCGCAGUUCUCCUGAAGGAGGAGACACCAGCGGUUAAGUGUUUCCUCGCAAGACACGGGAUACAUCCAUGAGUUUUAAGGUGGUGUGGGCGCUGGCGGCGGCCCUGGCUGUGGGCGUCACCGCUGAGCCUCGCUACGCCAGACCAGGAGAUCAUGAGCCACAGGUGUACGGCAGCAGUGCCCAGCCAGACCGUCUGGCUCGACGCGUUUGUUACUACGAGACGUGGGCCGUCUACCGUCCUGAUGAGGUUCACUACGACAUAGAGGACAUCCCCGCUGACCUCUGUACUCACCUCAUCUACUCCUUCUGUGGGGUUUCCAAUGUUACUUGGGAGGUCAUGGUCCUGGACCCUGAGCUGGACAUCAACGCCAACGGCUACCGUCGCUUCGUGGCUCUCAAGGAGAAGUAUCCUGACUUGAAGACGAUGAUCGCCGUGGGUGGUUGGGCCGAGGGAGGCAAAAAGUACUCACAGAUGGUCUCCGUGGACGAGCGCCGACACACCUUCGUCAGGAGCGUUGUCCAGCUGCUGACAGACUACGGCUUCGACGGGUUCGACCUUGACUGGGAGUACCCAGGAGCGACGGACCGCGGUGGUGCAUAUGCUGACAAAGACAAUUACUUGAAAUUAGUUCAGGAGCUUCGAGACGCAUUUGACUCAGUGGGAGCUGGGUGGGACCUGACGGCGGCGGUCCCUGUCGCCAAAUUCAGGCUGCAAGAUGGCUACCACGUGCCGCAGCUGUGCAGCCUGUUGGACGCCAUCCACAUGAUGACGUACGAUCUGCGAGGCAACUGGUGUGGGUUCGCUGACGUCCACUCCAUGCUGUACUAUCGUCCCGGCAUCGACGAGUACGCCUAUGAGAAGCUCAAUUGUAAUGAUGCUGUCCUUCUGUGGGAGGAAUUAGGAUGUCCCGCUGACAAACUGGUGUUGGGUACGCCCUUCUACGGUCGAACAUACACCCUCAGCAACCCUGCAGAAAGCAAUGGCCUUCAUGCAUACAUUGUCACAUGGGCGGGCGGCGGAAAGCCUGGACCAUACACCAACGCCACCGGAACCUUGGCGUACUUCGAGAUCUGCAAGAUGAUGGUUGACGACGCAGCCUGGGAAGACCGCUAUGAUGACGUCGGCCUCGUCCCAUACACUACGAAAGACGACCAGUGGGUUGGCUACGAGGACCCUGACAGCCUCAAGAUCAAGAUGGACUACAUUAAGGAAAUGAAAUUGCUGGGGGCCAUGACCUGGGCCGUAGACCAGGACGACUACCUGGGCUGGUGCAACAGAGGAAAGAAUCCCAUGAUGACAGUGCUCUAUGAAGGCAUGAAGGACUACAUCGUACCUGUGGCGCCAACCACCACCACCACGAGAAACCCAUGGGACCCGACCACCCCCACUACCACCACCAGGGACCCCAAUGCACCUACCACCACCACAACUACAAGGGACCCCAACGCACCCACAACUACGAUGGGUCCCAUUGACUGUAACGUACAGGACUACUGGCCCCACCCUGACUGUGAUAAGUAUUACUGGUGCUUCGGCGGAGAGCCUCACCUAGAGCAGUGUCCGCCUGGUACAUACUGGAGUCAGCCUAACAAGAUCUGUGACUGGCCACAGAACGUCGACACCUCUGACUGCAACAUUCCUGCCCUAAAGAGAGACCUUCACCCCAAGGCCAACUCCAACAUCGCUCCUCCUCAGGUCAAAGGCAAACCCGCUCCUGCUCACCCCAAAGCCGCCAAGCCUGCUGCUCCUCAGCCCAAAGCUAAGCCCGCUGCACCCCACCCCAAGGCCAGCCACGACGCAAAGGCUGAAAAAGCCCCACCUAUUGUAAAAAAGUUAAGAAACCAACUACCUUACACGCCAGGGGCAGCCAUUAGAAUAAUGAAAUUCGUGUGCGAUGAAGACGAUAGAGUGAUGGGCCUCGUAUGUAGCGAAGAUGUAGCCCUUGUUCUUCACAAGACGUGUGUCCUGGGACUGUGCGCAGGUCCUCCCGCCACACUUACUACAUCAAUGAGUUUCAAGGCAGCAGUGGUGGGGGUGUUGGCGGUGGUGGCGGCUGUGGGAGUCUACGCAGAGCCUCGCUACGCCAGGCCUGGAGAUCAUGAGCCACAGGUGUACGGCAGCAGUGCCCAGCCAGAGCGUCUGGCUCGACGGGUCUGUUACUACGAGACGUGGGCCGUCCAUCGUCCUGAGGAGGUGCACUAUGACAUAGAGGACAUCCCCGCUGACCUCUGUACUCACCUCAUCUACUCCUUCUGUGGGGUUUCCAAUGUUACUUGGGAGGUCAUGGUCCUGGACCCUGAGCUGGACAUCAACGCCAACGGCUACCGUCGCUUCGUAGCUCUCAAGGAGAAGUAUCCUGACUUGAAGACGAUGAUCGCCGUGGGUGGUUGGGCCGAGGGAGGCAAAAAGUACUCACAGAUGGUCUCCGUGGACGAGCGCCGACACACCUUCGUCAGGAGCGUUGUCCAGCUGCUGACAGACUACGGGUUUGACGGGUUUGACCUUGACUGGGAGUACCCAGGAGCGAUGGACCGCGGUGGUGCAAUGGCUGAUAAGGACAAUUACUUAAAAUUGGUUCAAGAGCUUCGAGCUGCAUUUGACUCGGUGGGUGCUGGGUGGGACCUGACGGCAGCGGUGCCUAUAGCCAAGUUUAGGCUACAGGAGGGCUACCAUGUGCCGGAACUGUGCAGCCUGUUGGACGCCAUCCACAUGAUGACAUACGACCUGCGAGGCAACUGGUGUGGGUUCGCCGACGUCCACUCCAUGCUGUACAUGCGCCCCGGCCUUGACGAAUGGUCCUACGAGACACUCAAUGAUAACGAUGGGGUCCUGCUGUGGGAGGAAUUCGGGUGUUACCGUGACAAACUAGUGCUGGGUACUCCCUUCUACGGGCGCACAUACACUCUUGGUAGCCCCGACAACAACGGCCUCCACGCCCCCGUCAAGAAGUGGGAAGGCGGCGGAAAGCCUGGACCAUACACCAACGCCACCGGAACCUUGGCGUACUUCGAGAUCUGCAAGAUGAUGGUUGACGACGCAGCCUGGGAAGACCGCUAUGAUGACGUCGGCCUCGUCCCAUACACUACGAAAGACGACCAGUGGGUUGGCUACGAGGACCCUGACAGCCUCAAGAUCAAGAUGGACUACAUUAAGGACAUGCAUCUGCUCGGGGCCAUGACCUGGGCCAUAGACCAGGACGAUUACCUGGGCUGGUGCAACAGAGGAAAGAAUCCUAUGAUGACAGUAAUCUACGAGGGUAUGAAGGACUAUAUCGUGCCAGUCUCUCCUACAACCACUCCCACGACAACGAGUCCUUGGUGGACACCACCUACUACCACCACCACCACUAGGGACCCCAGCGCCCCCACCACCACAACCACCACAAGGGACCCCAACGCACCCACAACUACGUUGGGUCCCGUAGACUGUAACGUGCAGGACUACUGGCCUCACCCUGACUGUGAUAAGUAUUACUGGUGCUUCGAUGGAGUGCCCCACCUAGAGGAGUGUCCGGCCGGUACGUACUGGAGUCAGGCCAACAAGAUCUGUGACUGGCCACAGAACGUCGACACCUCUGACUGCAACAUUCCUGCCCUAAAGAGAGACCUUCACCCCAAGGCCAACUCCAACAUCGCUCCUCCUCAGGUCAAAGGCAAACCCGCUCCUGCUCACCCCAAAGUCAAGCCUGCUGCUCCUCAGCCCAAAGCUAAGCCCGCUCCAUCCCACCCCAAGGCCAGCCACGACGCAAAAACUGAAAAGGCCCCACCUAUUGUAAAAAGGUUGAGGAACCAGCUACCAUAGCUACUAUGGCGGAAUAUUGUGCUUUACUAGAGCAACUUUAUAUAAUAAAAAUGUACCUGCAUUAUGCUAAUUCAUUUAUAAAAUUAGUCUUAAAAUAUAAAUGUUAAUGUAUU